Penicillium canariense is the source of this 540-nucleotide messenger RNA. RefSeq lists its product as uncharacterized. Bases 1 to 540 code for a protein of 179 amino acids. The record is from RefSeq and is a predicted model, not a curated record. The transcript has a single exon. NCBI's taxonomy places the organism in Eukaryota, Fungi, Ascomycota, Eurotiomycetes, Eurotiales, Aspergillaceae.
AUGCGCAGGAGGCCAUGUGUUCCUGCCGGGGGAAAGGAGGAGACUGGCCAAGUCCUCCGCGGUGUCAACAGGACAACUUCUCCUUCCUCUCGACCACAUCAAUCUGCCUCUCGCCGAUGGUCGCCGAUGGCUGCCUCCGGCCUCGUAUAUUCCGCCGAUCCCAACACCCUGGCGGAUCUAUUCCCAGCUACCUGGAUAUCACAGCUGGGGCAGGCCGGGGGGUUUCCGUGGCUUGACAGACCAGUGGGCUGGGGUGAACGCGCCCCUCUCCCGAUCCUUGCAGGACGCCUCCGUGUGAACGGGCAUUCUCACCCAAUCAACCCCCAAGUAACCCCCAAAUGCCCCCAGUCUAGCACCGCGCCGUCGCUGCAUGGCCCCGAUGCCCGGAUGCUCGCUAGCGCAAACCUUCACGGCGCGCUACAAAUCUUCCCCGACGGCCCAUUCCAAAGCCUCCGCCAAUUCGGAAAUUCCAUCACGCUGGGCACGCCGAGACGUCGAGACCUUUCACCUGGUCCAUCGCGAUGGCAUGCAUCAGUCUAG